This is a messenger RNA of Alternaria arborescens, 1068 nucleotides long. RefSeq lists its product as hypothetical. The record is from RefSeq and is a predicted model, not a curated record. The transcript is spliced from 5 exons. Lineage: Eukaryota; Fungi; Ascomycota; Dothideomycetes; Pleosporales; Pleosporaceae. Bases 1 to 1068 code for a protein of 355 amino acids.
AUGCCCAUUCUCAUAACUGGUGCAUCCGGAUACCUCGGAGGCUCGCUACUUGCACAGCUACGCAACACCGCCCUCCCAGGAAAUGAGACUAUAUAUGCUCUAGUCAGGUCUCAAGAACAGGCAGAGGCAGUAAAGGAAUAUGACGUACUUCCUUUCACUCUCGAUUUGCAGGACGAGAAGAGUGUUACGAAGAACAUUGUAGAUGCGCAGAUCUUCGUCGUCUAUUUCCUUGUAGACGCUGUGAAUUGCGAUAUGCAGAUACCUCUAAUUAAAGCUCUCGGAGAGGUCAAGAGGCAGACCGGACAGGAAGUGCACUUUCUACACACCAGCGGCGCAAAGAUGUUUAGCGAGCAUGCAGGAAUGCCCACCGAUAGGAGACUUCUUGACACUGAUCCGGCAUUGUACGACCUCCAGAAAAGCUCCGAGUCUCCACACGAAUUCUUCACCAAAGCAGCGAAUACGAACAUCACCGUCAUCGAAACGGCCGAGAAAUAUGGUGUUCGCAGCUACAUUUUUGUUCCAUGUAUCGUGUAUGGCGAAGGUAAAGGCUUUGGGAACAAAAUCUCGAUCCAGACUGUUGCGGUGGUCACAGCUGCGAAGGGUUCUGGCACCGUCUAUGAUGUCAACCCGGAAGACCGGACUUGGCCAGUAUGCCAUAUUGACGAUAACACAAAGCUUUAUGUAAAGCUGCUAAAGAGUAUCCUGAGUGGCGAGAAUCCAGGGUAUGGCAAGGACGGGUACUAUCUCGCUUCGUCUGGCAGUAUGGUGUGGUACGACAUAUACGCCGCCAUGGCAAAAGCACUUGCGAAGCGUGAGGUGAUCAGUAGCCCUGAUGUUGAGAGAGCAGACGAUGCCGCGCUUGACAAGAUGGCGCAGGCCUUGGGCUGUCCUAAAGAUAUGGUCGCAGUGCAGCUGGGUGGAAAAUGCACAUUCGAAGCAAAAAGGGCCUAUAGUUUGGGCUGGAGGCCGGAUCAUGCGCCGGAGCAUAUCGUUGAAGUGGCAGAUGCCGAGGUUGAGCUUAUCUUAAACCAAAUAGGAACGACCACUGGCAAAAUUACUAAGAGAUAG